CGUCGAUCCCCCCACGUUGGUAAACAUUUAACAAUUCUUUUCAAGCAAACCUCGUGCUCAAGAAGACCGGCACCUCGAAGCGUCCUCAAAAUCGACCAAAAUGGCACAGAAAUUGGGCUUCAAAGUCGCCGAUAUCUCGCUGGCCGAGUGGGGUCGCAAGGAGAUCGACCUCGCCGAGAAUGAGAUGCCAGGGCUGAUGACCCUGCGGCAGAAGUACGGGCCGAGCAAGCCGCUCAAGGGCGCGCGCGUCGCCGGUUGCCUGCACAUGACCAUCCAGACGGCGGUGCUGAUCGAAACGCUGACGGCCCUGGGCGCCGAGGUGCAGUGGUCGAGCUGCAACAUUUUCAGCACGCAGGACCACGCCGCGGCCGCCAUCGCCAAGACCGGCGUCCCGGUCUACGCCUGGAAGGGCGAGACUGACGAAGAGUACCUUUGGUGCAUCGACCAGACCAUCAUUUUCCCUGAUGGAAAGCCACUGAACAUGAUUUUGGAUGACGGUGGCGACCUGACCAACCUGGUACACGAAAAGUACCCCCAGCUUUUGGAGGGAAUCAAGGGCAUUUCUGAGGAAACUACCACUGGUGUCCACAAUUUGUACCGCAUGAUGCGCGAGGGAAAGCUGAAAACUCCGGCUUUCAACGUCAACGACUCCGUCACCAAGAGCAAGUUUGACAACUUGUAUGGCUGCCGCGAAUCGCUGAUUGAUGGAAUCAAACGAGCCACUGACGUCAUGAUUGCCGGAAAGGUGGCCUGCGUUGCUGGUUACGGCGAUGUCGGCAAAGGAUGCGCACAAUCCUUCAGGGCUUUCGGAGCUCGAGUGCUCGUCACUGAAGUUGAUCCCAUCAAUGCACUCCAGGCAUCAAUGGAAGGAUACGAGGUGACCACUAUGGAAGAGGCCUGCAAGGAAGCUCAGAUCUUUGUGACAACCACUGGCUGCAAGGACAUCAUUCGUCCUGAACACUUUGUCCAAAUGAGAGACGACUCGAUCGUCUGCAACAUUGGUCACUUUGACUGUGAAAUUCAGGUCGCUUGGCUGAACGAAAAUGCUACUUCCAAAGUCAAUAUCAAACCUCAGGUUGAUCGUUACACUUUGGCCAGUGGCAGGCGCAUCAUUGUCUUGGCCGAGGGCCGUCUUGUCAAUUUGGGCUGUGCUAUGGGACAUCCGUCGUUCGUCAUGAGCAACUCCUUUACCAACCAAGUGUUGGCUCAGAUUGAGCUGUGGACAAAGCCUGGCCAGUAUCCUAUUGGAGUGCACAUGCUACCUAAAAAGCUGGAUGAGGAAGUUGCCUUGCUCCACUUGGACCAUCUUGGAGUAAAACUGACCAAGCUCAGUGAUGACCAGGCAGGCUACCUUGGCAUCCAAAAAGAAGGACCUUUCAAGCCUGAACAUUACCGCUACUAAAUAAUCCUCACACAUUCAUUUGUCUUUUUUUUCUGUGAAUUUUUAAAAAAAAUAAAUGCGUGUCUGCA
Molecule: messenger RNA, 1470 nt
Organism: Neocloeon triangulifer
Lineage: Eukaryota; Metazoa; Arthropoda; Insecta; Ephemeroptera; Baetidae
Gene: Ahcy
Product: adenosylhomocysteinase A
Exons: 7
Coding region: 101-1402 (433 amino acids)
Biological process (GO): L-methionine cycle
Cellular component (GO): cytosol
Molecular function (GO): adenosylhomocysteinase activity
Source: RefSeq, a predicted model, not a curated record